This is a messenger RNA of Somion occarium, 402 nucleotides long. The record is from the annotation of a GenBank genome assembly. Lineage: Eukaryota; Fungi; Basidiomycota; Agaricomycetes; Polyporales; Cerrenaceae.
UACAUAUCAUCAUUGCUUCGCGGGAUGUCAUCUUUCUUUUGGUCUGUUUAACACGCUUUCAAAGCUUGGUUCUGAUGCACCCACUCCCACAGAUUCUAGCAGAACUAUCUGCCGCACCUUGGAGCACCCGUUUCCUGGCUACCGAGGAUAUUAACGUGCUAUCAAGAAGCAUGCUCGUGAUCUCUUAUGUUGCUCCGGGUUCUGCUCUAUGCCCCGCAUAUAUCGGCGGGGCUCACACAGUUACUGACGUAGGUUAUCUGCUUCCUGGCGAGACUACUGUAUAUGCAUAGUACGGAACCACCCUCAAGGCUAGAAUUCCCACUCUUAUCAUCUAUGGGACCCAGAUUGUAUAAGUACUCUGGCGCCGUGGUCUUGGAACCAGGAGCAAUUUAUUGGACAAUG